Messenger RNA from Anopheles nili, 2223 nucleotides. RefSeq lists its product as uncharacterized. Gene Ontology annotation, molecular function: DNA-binding transcription factor activity, RNA polymerase II-specific; RNA polymerase II cis-regulatory region sequence-specific DNA binding; protein dimerization activity. Gene Ontology annotation, cellular component: nucleus. Gene Ontology annotation, biological process: regulation of transcription by RNA polymerase II. The record is from RefSeq and is a predicted model, not a curated record. The transcript is spliced from 3 exons. The coding region runs from base 1 to 2223 and encodes 740 amino acids. Lineage: Eukaryota; Metazoa; Arthropoda; Insecta; Diptera; Culicidae.
AUGAUGUCGUUAGUCGACGUGUGGGACAGGAACGAAGAAUCUCCAGCGACAAGUGAUCCCAACGAGCAGCCGCAUUACACAUCGCACCAUAUGCAACUGGACACGAUGCAGGAUAUGAUAUGCGAAGAAGAAACAGUGAGAUAUGUGCGAUUGAAAAGUGACGAAAACGGAAGCGGUGGAAACAACAAUAACAACAACAGCAUCAGCAAUAACAAUAACAGUGGCGUUAACAGUUCUUCGUCGAGCAGUAGUAACGGCAACAAUCUUCCGAUGGAUAAGGAUGAAAAGCGAAUGCGUCGCGAAAUCGCGAACAGCAACGAAAGACGCCGAAUGCAGAGCAUCAAUGCGGGAUUUCAGAGCCUUCGGCAGAUGCUACCACACCACGAGGGCGAGAAGUUAAGCAAGGCCGCGAUUUUACAGCAAACUGCAGAAUAUAUUUAUUCGCUAGAGCAAGAAAAAACACGUCUGCUAUCGCAAAAUUGCCAGUUGAAACGAACGAUUGAUCAACAAGAUCAUAAUGGUGGGGCAGAUUUGUCGUCUAACGCGACACAAAUUGUUACCACCGGCACUAUAACAACCGUCUCGGCGAAUGGCGGUACGGUGAUCUCUCAGCAGCAACAGUCAGGAACAAAUCCGGUGACUGGCAGUGCGCAACCAGGUACUGUAGUGGCAACGGUCGCCAAAAAGCGUAAAUUCGAUACCAUCGUGACCGCGGCACCAGUAUCCGAUUCUUCAGAUGAGGGACUAGGAUCAAUGUCACCGGAACCGGUAUCAUUACGCGGAACCAGUGGAACCGCCAACGGAAACAGCUUGUCCAGCACAAACUCAGGCACGACAACGAGCUCCAGCCCCUCCACAAAUGGGAGACAAUGUACGACAGGAAAUUAUCCCGCAAAAGACUAUCUUGAAUUGAAGCAUCAGCUGGAGGUAGAACGACGACAAAAAACGCUGAUUGAAGAACGGCUAAAAGCUCUCGAACGGCAAUUCUACCCUGCUCGGAUACAGUAUCAGGAAACACCGGAACUUAUAGUGGCUGAUUGUUCUGGCGGAAUGAACGAAGCGUCAUCAGCAACAAUCGCUCCCGAAGAAGUUGCAGUGUCGAUCAUACACAAACCUAUUAGCAGCAGUGCAACCGUUGCGAACAAAGUUAUUUCUCUCGAUUCGAACAGUUUGGGGAAAACUCAACAAAUCGUGGUAUGCUCGAGCGAUUUGAUAGAAGAAACACUUUCCAUUCAGACUGUACCUGGCACGCCGAAGCAACUGAUGGUCCCCCUGAAGGAAGAAAAAAUGUUCAUCAAACGAUCUCGAUCCCGAUCACCAACAUCAGGGGAAUCAACAGUGGUGACGUUGCCACCGAAGAAAAACCGUUACCCGUCAAUCCUUGAAGCUGCGAUUAAAGCCGAGCCCAAGGUGGAAGUCGAACGCAUCGACUCACCAUCGUCGAUCGUAGUUAACGAUGAUCAGAUGAUCGUGUCGACGACGGGAUCGCAUCUGGUUGGUGCUGGUCCAAAUGUAUCCGCUGUACAGCAACCUCGUCUCAACUGCAACUACCGCCACAAUCUCGAAACCAUUGUGGAAGCAAUCCGUCAUCUCGAGGGAGAUGCAUUUGAUGCGGUUGUUCCAACCCAACAGCAGCAGCAGCAACAACAACAACAACAGCAGCAGCAGCAACAACAGUCAUUACAUCAACCAGUACAACAACCUCAACUCGCGCAACCUCCAAUAGCAUCUUCCCAAUCGGCGAUACAACAACGACCCAUGCAGGAAGUUCCACUGGCAUUAACGACAGCAAGCAAGCAUCAGCCAGCGCUGGUGCAAACGAAGACUGAUCGUGAUCACCGUCAAAGCCAGCUAGAACCGUACCUGAAGUUCCGCACAGCUCAAAGCCCUAAUGCGGGGACAUCACUGGCAGCAGCUGGCUCCAUUAAUGCGUCUAGUGCUGGUACGAAUGUCAUGACGGUGACACCGCAGGCUAGCUCUAUUAUUUCUGUAUCGACGAUUGCCCCGAGUGGAAGUAGUACACUUCCAGCUGGUACUAGCUGUCUUUCGCCCGCUGGAGUUUCGGUCCCGGCCACACCGACAACAAUAGUGACGAAUAGUUCAGUUGUUACUACAGCCGUACCACAACAACAGCGCUCACACACUCUCACGACAGCAGCGCAGAUCUUACAGCAACAGCAACAGUGCAGACCGGGUGUGAUCGUGGUGAAACAAAACUCAUGA